CUCAGUUUACUUAAAAGGAGAGUAACUUCAAGAAGGUUAUAUCCAUGGUUUACUGCUAACUCCAGCCAUGGGCCUUUGGGGCACACUUUGUUUUUUAAUCUUCCUGGGUAAAAGUUGGGGACAGGAGCAAACGUAUGUCAUUUCGGCACCAAAAAUGUUUCGUGUUGGAGCAUCUGAAAAUAUUGUAAUUCAAGCUUAUGGAUAUACCGAAGAAUUUGAUGCAACAAUCUCUAUUAAAAGUUAUCCUGAUAAAAAAUUUAGUUACUCCUCAGGCCAUGUUACUUUAUCCUCAGAAAAUAAAUUCCAGAACUCUGCAACCUUAACAAUACGACCCAAACAAUUGUCUGGAGGACAAAAGCCAGUUUCACAUGUGUAUUUGGAAGUUGUAUCGAAGCAUUUUUCAAGAUCAAAAAAAGUGCCAAUAACCGAUGAGAAUGGAUAUCUCUUCAUUCAUACAGACAAACCUGUUUACACUCCAGAACAGUCAGUAAAGGUUAGAGUUUACUCACUGAAUGAUGACUUGAAGCCAGCCAAAAGAGAAACUGUCUUAACGUACAUAGAUCCCGAAGGAUCAGAAGUGGACAUUGUAGAAGAAAACGAUUAUACUGGAAUCAUCUCUUUUCCUGACUUCAAGAUUCCAACUAAUCCUAAAUAUGGUGUGUGGACAAUCCGAGCUAAAUAUAAAGAGGACUUUUCAACAACUGGAGUGGCAUAUUUUGAAAUCAAAGAAUAUGUGAUGCCACAUUUUUCAGUCUCAAUAGAACCAGAAAAGAAUUUCAUUAGCUAUAAGGACUUUAAUGAUUUUGAAAUUACAAUAAAAGCAAGAUAUUUUUAUAAUAAAGUUGUCACCGAAGCUGACGUUUUUAUCACUUUUGGAAUAAGAGACAACUUAAUAGAUGAUCAAAAAGAAAUGAUGCAAAAAGCAUUGCAAAACAAAAUGUUGAUAAAUGGAGUUGCUCAAAUCACAUUUAACUCUGAAACGGCGAUCAAAGAACUGUCCUAUGGCAGUCUGGAAGAUUUAAACAACAAGUAUCUUUACAUUGGUGUAACAGUCAUAGAGUCAGCAGGUGGAUUUUCUGAAGAGGCUGAAAUUCCUGGCAUCAGAUAUGUCCUCUCUCCCUACAAACUGAAUUUGGUUGCUACUCCUCUUUUCUUGAAGCCUGGGAUUCCAUAUUCUAUCAAGGUGCAGGUUAAGGAUUCCCUGGACCAGUUGGUAGGAGGGGUCCCGGUGACCCUGAGUGCACACACCUUUGAUGUAAACCAAGAGAUGUCUGACUUGGAGCCAAGGAAAGAAGUAACACGUUCCAGUAAUGGAGUAGCAUCAUUUGUGCUUAAUCUUCCAUCUGGAGCAACGGUGCUCGAGUUUAACGUCAGGACUGAUGACCCAGAUCUUCCUGAAGAAAAUCAGGCCAGCAGAGAUUACCAAGCAGUAUCAUAUUCAUCUCUUAGCCAAAGUUACCUUUAUAUUGACUGGAUUGACAACUAUAAAGCUUUGCAAGUGGGAGGAUAUCUGAAUAUUAUUGUUACCCCCAGAAGUCCAUACAUUGACAAAAUAACUCACUAUAAUUACUUGAUUUUAUCCAAGGGCAAAAUUGUUCACUUUGGCACAAGGGAGAAACUUCUAGAUUCAACUUACCAAAAUGUAAACAUUCCAGUGACACAAGACAUGGUUCCUUCAGCCCGUCUCCUGGUCUAUUACAUUGUCACAGGAGAGCAGACAGCAGAGUUAGUGUCUGACUCCGUCUGGUUGAAUAUUGAAGAAAAGUGUGGCAACCAACUCCAGGUUCAUCUGUCUCCAAAAGCAAGUGCAUAUUCUCCAGGCCAACAUGUAUCUCUUGAUAUGGCAACAGAGUCAAAUUCCUGGGUGGCUCUAUCAGCAGUGGACCGUGCUAUAUAUGGAGUCCAAAGGGGAGCCAAGAAGCCUCUGGAAAGAGUGUUUCAAACCUUAGAGGCAAGCGACCUGGGCUGUGGAGCAGGUGGUGGCCAGAACAAUGCGGAUGUUUUCCGUUUGGCUGGACUCACCUUCCUCACCAAUGCAAAUGCAGAUGACACCCAAGAAAAUGAUAAGCCUUGUGAAGAAAUUAUCAGGCCAAAACGAAUGCUGCGAAAGAAAAUAGAAGAGGAAGCUGCGAAAUAUAAACAUAUCAUAUUGAAGAAAUGUUGCUAUGACGGAGCCCAUCUUAACUAUGAUGAGACCUGUGAGCGGCGCGCUGCUCGGAUUAAGAUAGGCCCCAAAUGCGUCAAGAUUUUCAAGGAAUGUUGUAUCAUCGCCAAUCAGAUCCGUGACAAAGAGUCUCACAAAGAUAUCCAGUUGGGAAGACUGCAUAUAAAGACCCUGUUACCAGUAACCAAGCCAGAAAUAAGGAGCUAUUUUCCAGAAAGCUGGUUAUGGGAAGUUCAUCAAGUCUCCAAAAGAAGCCAACUGCAAUUGGUGCUACCUGAUUCUCUAACUACCUGGGAAAUUCAAGGUGUUGGCAUUUCAGAUAGUGGUAUAUGUGUUCCUGAUACUCUCAAGGCACAGGUGUUCAAAGACGUCUUCCUGGAAAUGAGUAUACCAUAUUCUGUUGUACGAGGGGAGCAGAUCCAAUUGAAAGGAACUGUUUAUAACUAUAGAAUGUUUGAUAUACGGUUCUGUGUUAAAAUGUCUGCUGUGGAGGAAAUCUGUACAUCAGGAAGCCCAGCUAUCAACCACCAGGGCAGCAGUCCCUCCAGAUGUGUGUCCCAGAGAGUAGAAGGUUCCUCCAGUCAUCCGGUGACCUUCACCGUGCUUCCUCUGGAAGUUGGCCUCCACAACAUCAACUUUUCACUGGAGACUUCACUUGGAAAAGAAAUCUUAGUAAAAACAUUACGAGUGGUGCCAGAAGGUAUCAAAAAGGAAAGUUAUGCUGGUGUUACUCUGGACCCAAAGGGUAUUUAUGGUGUCAUUAGUCGACGAAAGGAGUUCCCAUACAGGGUACCAUUAGAUUUGGUCCCCAAAACAAAAGUCCAAAGGAUUGUGAGUAUAAAAGGACUGCUUAUAGGUGAGGUCGUAUCUGCCGUUCUGAGUCAGGAAGGCAUUAAUAUUCUUACCCACCUCCCCAAGGGGAAUGCAGAAGCAGAACUGAUGAGUGUUGUCCCUGUAUUCUAUGUUUUUCACUACCUGGAAGCAGGGAACAAUUGGGACAUUUUUUCUACUAAUUCAUUAGCUAAAAGAUGGAACCUGGAGAGAAAACUUAGAGAAGGAUUGGUGAGCAUCAUGUCCUACAGAAAUUCUGACUACUCUUACAGCAUGUGGAAGGGUGGAAGUGCUAGCACCUGGUUAACAGCUUUUGUUUUAAGAGUACUUGGACAAAUAAGUAAAUACGUAAAUCAGAACCAGAAUUCAAUUUGUAAUGGUUUAUUGUGGCUGGUGGAGAAUGCUCAACUAGAAAAUGGAUCUUUCAAGGAUAAUUCCGAGUAUCAGCCAAUAAAAUUACAGGGUACCUUGCCUAUUGAAGCCCGAGAGAAUGCCUUAUAUCUUACAGCCUUUACAGUGAUUGGAUUUAGAAAGGCUUUUGAUAUAUGCCCCACAGUGAAAAUCAGCGCGGCUCUCACUAAAGCUGAUUCCUUUCUGCUUGAAAAUGCCCUCUCGGCCCAGAGCACCUUUACACUGGCCAUUUCUGCUUAUGCUCUUUCCCUGGGAGACAAAAGUCACCCACGGUUUCAACCGAUUGUCGCAGCCCUGAAGAGGAAGGCUUUUGUUAAAGGUGAGCCAGUCAUUUAUCGUUUUUGGAAAGACGAUCUUCAGCAAGAUAGAUCUGCACCUAACUCUGGUACAGCACAUAUGGUAGAAACCACUGCCUAUGCUUUGCUCACCUUUCUGAGCUUGAAAGACCUAAAUUAUGUUAACCCGAUCAUCAAAUGGCUAUCUGAAGAGCAGAGGUAUGGAGGUGGCUUUUAUUCAACCCAGGAUACAAUUAAUGCCAUCGAGGGCCUGACAGAAUAUUCACUCAUGAUUAAACAACUUCGCUUGGACAUGGAUAUCAACCUUUCUUAUAAGCGUAAAGGUGACAUCCACCAUUAUAAGAUGACAGAGAGCAGUUUCCUUGGAAGGCCAAUAGAGGUGCCUCUCAAUGAUGACCUCGUAGUCAGUACUGGAUAUGGCAAUGGGCUGGCCACAGUGCAUGUAACAACUGUGGUUCAAAAAACCGGCACCUCUGAUGAAAUUUGCAGCUUUCAUUUGAAAAUUGAAACCCAAGACAUAGAAGCAUCCAGCUACAGAGGCUAUGGUGACUCGGAUUACAAGCGCAUCAUGGCCUGUGCCAGCUACAAGCCCAGCAAAGAAGAAUCAUCAUCUGGGUCUUCCCAUGCAGUGAUGGAUAUCUCUUUGCCUACCGGAAUCAGUGCAAACGCAGAAGACUUAAGAGUUCUUGUGGAAGGGGUAGAUCAGCUACUAACUGAUUAUCAAAUCAAAGAUGGACAUAUUAUUCUGCAACUGAAUUCGAUUCCUUCCGAUGAGUUCCUUUGUGUUCGAUUCCGGAUAUUUGAACUUUUUCAAGUUGGGUUUCUGAGUCCUGCUACUUUCACGGUGUAUGAGUACCACAGACCAGAUAAACAAUGCACCAUGUUUUAUAGCCCAUCCCAUGCCAAUCUUCAGCAAGUCUGUGAAGGAGUAACGUGCAAAUGCGUAGAAGCUGACUGUGGACAAAUGCAGGCAGAAUUGGAUCUGACAAUCUCUCCAGAUACUAGAAAAGAAGCAGCAUGUAAACCAGACAUUGCCUAUGUUUAUAAAGUUCGUCUCACAUCUAUCACUGAAGAAAAUGUCUUCAUUAAAUACACUGCAACCCUCCUGGAUAUCUACAAAGCUGGUGAAGCUGUUGCAGAGAAGGACUCUGAAGUCACCUUCAUUAAAAAGGCCACGUGUACCAACGCUGAUCUGGAGAAAGGAAGACAGUAUUUAAUUAUGGGUAAAGAAGCCCUCCAGAUAAAAUACAAUUUCAGUUUCAGGUACAUCUACCCUUUAGAUUCCUCAACCUGGAUUGAAUAUUGGCCUACAAACACCACAUGCCCCAUGUGCUCAGCAUUUGUGGAGAAUUUGGAUAGGUUUGCUGAAGACAUCUUUUUAAAUGAAUGUGAAAACGCCUGAAGAGGUUUAACUAUGCACAGUUUUCACUGUGGACUCCUGUUGUUGAAGUGUCUUCCUUUCCUUUCUUUCUUUUUUUAAACAUUCACAGCUGGUCUUAUUUGGAAAGCUCGCUUUAUUUAGGAUUAGUGGCACUUGCUUUUAUUAAAGAACGAUUUUAAGAACUGUAA
Lontra canadensis (Northern American river otter) is the source of this 5271-nucleotide messenger RNA. RefSeq names its product complement C5 (gene C5). Lineage: Eukaryota; Metazoa; Chordata; Mammalia; Carnivora; Mustelidae. Bases 68 to 5104 code for a protein of 1678 amino acids. Gene Ontology annotation, molecular function: endopeptidase inhibitor activity; protein binding. The record is from RefSeq and is a predicted model, not a curated record. The transcript is spliced from 41 exons. Gene Ontology annotation, cellular component: extracellular region.